UAAUUAAUGAAACGUGCAAAGCUUGAUAGGGAUGCAUGGGAAAUUAAAUUAGUUGAUAAAUAAUUAAAGUGAUGGAUAAUCUACAAACCCUAAAGUCUAUAUAUACAGCGAUAAAGCGAAAAGGGUUGUUCAGAUCUGGUUUCUUAUCAUAGGGUUUCUAUUUCUCUUUUAAUUAAGAAGCAGCAGAUGAAGACCUGGGAAAGAUGGUAGAGAGUUCUAAAGGGGCUGACAGAAGAGAGUGAGCUCAGAUUACACAUUCGUAAUGAGUGAAUAUUAAGUCGAUCCUCCUCAUAUUACACAUUUGUGUGAUGUGUGCUCACUACUCUAUCUGUCGGCUACGAUCGACUCUCACACUGGUAGAGGAUUCAUCUUCUCUCUCUCUCUCUCUCUCUCUCUCUCUCUCAACAAAAUCUAGCUGAAAUGCGCAGGUCCAGUCUUAUACGUGUCUCUUUGUUUAUGAACCCAGAUGGCAGAUAGAUAAUUUCAUUUUUCUUAAUUAUUAAUUCUUUUCCCUCUGCUGGGAUGAUGCAGAAAAAGUAAAAGAACAAACCCAGAAGAUAUAUGUGACACAUUGAUUUAUUGGUACUGACUUGAUGUUACUUGAUGUAUAUCUAGCUAGGUCUAUCGCUAACAAUCUCUUUGUAGUUUGAUCUUAUCAUCAGUCUGUAUCUGUGUCUGACAUAUAUUUAAUCUUUUUCUUUGAAGCUAACACCUUUUUGUUAUCAUAAUAUUGAUUAGAAUAGUAUUUUAUUGUACAUUUAGCCAAUUUAAUUAAAGGGGGUUUCUAAAACGUGUCCAGUUUCAAGUGGAUAAUUGGCUUUGUCUAGUUUUUUUUUAACAGAUAAAUCAUCAAAUUAUGGCCAACGUGUUUUUUUUUUCUUUAAAGGGUUUGUAAUGAGCUUCUUCAUCCUGCAUCCAAUUGAUCCAUGCAUGUAUUUAGGUCUAUGAGGUUUAGUUUGGUUGUCAUACAUAUUACACUAUAAUUUAUGAACUUCUUUCGUAGAAGUGCAGAUUUCACCUCUAUUUUCCGCCAAUUAACCCUGCAAACUUAAAGCCCUGACUGAUCUCGGCUGCUUUCAAAGUUUCUCCCAAAAUUGAAUUACGUUCCAGGUCGAUUUUGCUUCAUUCUCAGAUUGGCAAGAGCACCAGUGCAUUCCUUGAUCUUCAGUUGUACAUAUUCUGUACGACAUAAAAAAGAAUGUAGCUUUUGGCCGCGUGGCAGCACUUUGUGUCUUGUACAACUUUGAGGGACCAAAAGUGAAAUCCUACAUUGUUGCAGCCCUCCACUAUAAUUCUCCAACACUCGCUCACUCUACUCUACUCUGUAUCAACCUCAAGAAGCUCAGCUGUGCUUAAAGCACGAGCAGCAGUUCAAAACCCAAAUUUACUUAUCAAAAACCCAGAAAGAUCAUAUCUUUCAAAACCCAGAAAGACUCCAUUUUUGUUUUUUGUUUUUUUGUGUGUGUAUGAAAACAAAUGUCCAUGAGCAACAAGACCAUGCUGCAGGAGCUUUGCGUCAAAAGGGGUUGGGCCGCACCCAUAUAUAGUAGCACCAAGCAAGGUCCAGAUCACGUUCCUCAGUUCUCUGCCGCCGUCGUCGUCAACGGUGUCAGCUUCGCCUCUCAGGGCUUCCUCAGCUCCAAGAAGGAAGCUGAGGCCUUUGCUGCCGGAAUCGCAUUGGAAAAGUAUCUUGGCCCCCAAACCCAACUGCCCAUUACCCCAAAGUUCAAUUCUUUCUCAUCUCCAGUGAAAGUAGCUCAUGUUGUUCCACAAUACAACCAUGUGGUAAGAGUUGAGGAGAAUCAGACAUGGAAUGAGACUAAUGCCAUACAGGAAAAGAAGGGUGCUGAUGAACUGGAGCAGUUGUUGGCUAAAGAACGAAAGCUGUGGCACAUAGAGAAGCUUCAGCUCGAGAUGAAAAACCUUGAAUUAGUGAAUGCGAUUGAAGUGAAGAAUAAUGAGGUUCAGCGGUUUGAGAAGAAGCUGGAACAUAUGAAAGAGAUGGCAACAAUGGAGCAGAAGAAAACCAAAAGCAUGAUAUCAUUGGCAGAAGAGAAAAAGAGAGAAAAUGAGAAACUUCAUACGAGAGUUGCUGAAUUGGAAAAGCAACUCCAGGCCAAACAUGCAGUGGAUGGGGAUAUGGAAGUGAAAAAGAUCAACAGUCUCUCUGACUUUUCCAAUGCACUUAUUGUAAAGGAGCAGAGCUAUAAUGAUGAACUUCAGGAGUCUCGUAAGGUGUUGAUCAAUGCAUUACGUGAUGGUUCAAAAGUCUCUAUUGGGGUGAAGAGAUUGGGAGAUCUCGACUGGAAAGCAUUUCAAGUUGCAGCCAAAAGAGAAUAUUUUGUAGAAGAGGAGGUAAAUGAGAGGGCAGCGGAGUUAUGCUCUAUGUGGGAGAAUCACAUUGGAGAUCCUGAUUGGAAUCCAUUCAAGACUAUCACGGAUAUGAGAGGAAGGAACAAGGAAAUUGUUGACGAGGAAGAUGAAAAGUUAAAGAAACUAAAGGAGGAAUUGGGUGAUGAAGCGUACGAGGUGGUGAUAACUGCAUUACUAGAAAUGAAAGAGUAUAAUCCCUGUGGUAGAUAUAAAGUAGAAGAGCUAUGGAAUUUCCAACUAGGUAGGAAGGCAUCAUUGAUAGAGGGAGUCCAAUAUCUUUUGAAACAACUUGAUUUGGUUAACACUAAGAAGCGGCAAAGAAACUGAAGCAAUCGAUCACCGCAUAGUUCUUUGUGUUCUUAAACCUUGUAGUCAGUCCACUCUGUGCGAGUCAUAUGAACUGAUUAACCUCUCCUUUUGAAGAUCAAAUGAAGCUUUCAAAUUCCAUAUACACUGAUUUGAUAAAUUUCUGUAUCUAGAUGUUGUUUGAAUAUGCGAUCUUUACCUUUUCAUUGAAGAUCUGAAAAGGUAAAGAUCUAUAAAGCUCUUUUCUUUCUGGGCUUGUCUUGAAGAAACUUUAACUGAUUGUUGUUUGAUGGUACAUAUUUACUUCACAUAAUUUUGAUCUUUUUUC
This is a messenger RNA of Rosa rugosa (rugosa rose), 3007 nucleotides long. Its product is annotated as protein INVOLVED IN DE NOVO 2-like. The transcript is spliced from 9 exons. Gene Ontology annotation, biological process: gene silencing by siRNA-directed DNA methylation. Bases 1477 to 2700 code for a protein of 407 amino acids. NCBI's taxonomy places the organism in Eukaryota, Viridiplantae, Streptophyta, Magnoliopsida, Rosales, Rosaceae. The record is from RefSeq and is a predicted model, not a curated record.